Taeniopygia guttata (zebra finch) is the source of this 1678-nucleotide messenger RNA. It is a transcript of the gene ACY1, whose product is annotated as aminoacylase 1. The record is from RefSeq and is a predicted model, not a curated record. Gene Ontology annotation, molecular function: aminoacylase activity. Lineage: Eukaryota; Metazoa; Chordata; Aves; Passeriformes; Estrildidae. Gene Ontology annotation, biological process: amino acid metabolic process. Gene Ontology annotation, cellular component: cytoplasm.
AGCGGGGCCGGUGGGGAAGCGCCGGCGGCGGCAGCGCUGAGCUCUUUCCCCAGAGCUUUGCAGCCCUGGUCCCAGACAUGGCACCUGGGAAGCCUGGGAAGAGCACAGGGGCCUCAGAGAACCCCUCAGUUACACUUUUCCGGGAGUACCUGAAGAUUGACACUGUCCACCCUAAACCUGACUAUGACGCAGCUGUCCGGUUUCUGGAACGUGUUGGCACCGACCUGGGCUUGGCCUGCCAAAAAGUGGAGGUGUGCCAGGGCCGUGUGGUGCUGAUCCUGACCUGGCAGGGCACGAACCCCCGCCUGCGCUCCAUCCUUCUCAACUCCCACACUGACGUCGUGCCUGUCUUCGAGGAGCACUGGACCUACCCACCCUUCGAGGCAGUUAAAGACUCGCAAGGCAACAUCUAUGCCCGGGGUGCCCAGGACAUGAAGUGCGUCUCCAUCCAGUACCUUGAGGCCAUCCGGAGGCUGAAGACAGAAGGGAAGUCUUUUGCCCGCACCAUCCACCUCACCUUUGUGCCUGAUGAGGAGGUGGGCGGACACAAGGGCAUGGAGAUGUUCGUGCAGCGUCCUGAGUUUAAAGCACUCAACGUGGGCUUUGCCAUGGAUGAGGGCCUGGCCAGCCCAUCUGACACCUUCAGUGUCUUCUAUGGUGAGAGGAGCCCAUGGUGGAUAAAGGUGAAGUGCAUGGGUAGCCCUGGGCAUGGGUCCCGCUUCAUCAGCAACACAGCGGCUGAGAAGAUGCACAAAGUCAUCAACUCCUUCCUGGCCUUCAGGGAGAGCGAGAAGCAGAGGCUCAAGUCCGACUCAAGCCUGACCCUGGGGGAUGUCACUUCUCUCAACAUGACCAUGCUGGAGGGGGGUGUCUCCUUCAACGUGGUGCCCUCCGAGAUGGCUGCCAGCUUUGACAUCCGCAUCCCACCCACCGUGGACCUGAAGGCCUUUGAGGAGCAGGUGACCACAUGGUGCCGUGAUGCUGGGGAAGGUGUCACCUGUGAGUUCCACCAGAAAUGCAUGGACCAACACAUCACCUCCACUGAGGAGUCAGACCCAUGGUGGAAGGCCUUCAGUGGGGUCUGUAGGGACAUGAAGCUGCAGCUCAAGCUCGAGAUCUUCCCGGCUGCCACCGACAGCCGCUACAUCCGAGCGGCAGGACACCCUGCUAUUGGCUUUUCACCCAUGAACCGCACCCCGGUGCUGCUCCAUGACCACAAUGAGUUCCUGAACGAGCAAGUCUUCCUGCGGGGCAUCGAGAUCUACGCCCGCCUCCUGACUGCCCUGGCCUCAGUGCCCCCGCUGCCCACCGAGGGCUGAGUGCCUGGCGAGGGGCAGGGAGUGCCAAGCAGAGACCCAAGGCUUUAAAAAGAGGGGCAGGGGCUGGGCAGAGCAAAUACCUGCUGCGGUGCUGGGGAUGUGACACCCGCAGGGUUGUGUCCUCCUUGGCCAUGUGCCAGCAGAGCCUCAUGCCCAGGUGCCUCCAGCCUUCCUGGUGUUGUCAGUGCCUCCCCCUUUCUCUGUGCCAUCUCUGGCUGCACUGGCUGGGUGGUGAGGGGCUGGCCAGUGCCCCAUUCUGUCUCCCCAUGCCUUGCCCUGCCUCCCUGCCCGCUUGCUGGGGGAGAUGAUGGGCCAGUGCUGCCCACUCUCCCUAUCAAUAAAUCUCCUCGGUAAGCACA